Panthera uncia (snow leopard) is the source of this 5202-nucleotide messenger RNA. Its product is annotated as PHD finger protein 12. Bases 1139 to 4261 code for a protein of 1040 amino acids. Gene Ontology annotation, molecular function: transcription corepressor activity; protein binding. The record is from RefSeq and is a predicted model, not a curated record. NCBI's taxonomy places the organism in Eukaryota, Metazoa, Chordata, Mammalia, Carnivora, Felidae. Gene Ontology annotation, biological process: negative regulation of transcription by RNA polymerase II. The transcript has 15 exons. Gene Ontology annotation, cellular component: Sin3-type complex; nucleus.
CCUUCUCAGUACGCUGGCGCAAGGCAGAAAGGCGGGGCUUCGGCGCUCCAGACGAAUGCCAGCGCGGCUGCGCGCUGGGGGGUACCCCCUCACUGCGGCUGCGCGGGAGCCCGGCCGCCGGCUGUCACUGCGGUUGCGCGCGGCGAGCGGCGAUCCCGGGGCGCCUGCGCGGGUGGCUUUGCGGGCGCUCGCGGUAAGUUUGCGCCAAGUGCGCGGCAGCCGGGACGCAGACGGCGGCGGCGGCGAGAGGCGGAGCCCGGGGACCACCCCCCAUCACCCUCCCCGCAGUCACCUCACGUACCACAACCUCACCUAACCUCUCACCCCCCCUCCUAUCCCCCCAACCCCGGGAUGGCAGCGCCCGCCAGCCUUCCCGGCCGGACCAGCGGUCGCCAGCGCCGGCUUUAGCCUGUGGGACUAGGCCCCGCCGAGGCCUGACCCCCGGAGCCGGGACCCACCGUGCAGCCAGCCGCCGGGCCGGGGUUGAGGGGCCGCUCCCCCCUCACGGCCCGUGGGGAGGACGCUGCCGUCCCGGGGACUGGGGGCCGGGGGGUGGGGGGGAGCCAGGGCGAGGAAGUCGGGACCCGUGUUGGGAAAAAAGAAGGGGGGCCGGGGUCAGGAGCGCCCCCUCCCCCCGCUUCCCCCCUCCCCCCGGGGUUGGGGGGGCCGGAGCAGAGAGCGCCCAGCCCGGGAGGUGGAUGAAUGUGGGAGAAAAUGGAGACCAAGACGAUCGUGUACGACUUGGACACGUCGGGGGGGCUGAUGGAGGGGCUGAGCUUAGCCUCCGAGGACGUUUGCAGCAGUUUCACCUACCCGCCGCCCUGGAUUCGCUCUCCCGAGGCACCAACCCACUCCAUGUCGUUGCACCGGCGGGCCUCCCCACCCCCUUCUUGUCGGCCCCUUUGUGCUUCCCCCAGCACGUCCGGGUACCGGGUUUCAGGCCUUUCCAGAGCCUGGCUUUGGAGUCCCCCACUGUCCAUACAAGGAAGUGGCGAGAAGGGAACCGCGCACCCUCUCCCCAUCCCCCUACCCUGAUCCUCCCCAUUUGGAAGAGGCUGUUCUCGUUGUGCUGCAGGAACGCUGUUAGGGUGGGCUCCCCCCGGUUCCGGGGGGCUGAGAGGUUCUGGGAGCAGCUUGGAUGGGAGGAAGAAGGACAAAAGGGGGGAGAGGGGUGGGUGACGGAGAAGCCCUGCCGGGGGGGCGACGGACCGCCCGGGAGCUCCGAGUGUGCACACACGCCGUUUAUGUGUGUGUGCAGCAAAUCCAAGCUCUGCUGGCUCCCCCCAAGACGGACGAGGCAGAAAAGCGGAGUCGGAAGCCUGAAAAAGAGCCCCGGAGAAGCGGCAGGGCCACCAACCACGACAGCUGCGAUAGCUGCAAAGAAGGUGGGGAUCUCCUGUGCUGUGACCACUGCCCGGCCGCCUUCCACCUCCAGUGCUGUAAUCCUCCACUGAGUGAAGAGAUGUUGCCUCCUGGGGAGUGGAUGUGUCACCGGUGCACUGUUCGCCGAAAGAAACGAGAGCAGAAAAAGGAGCUGGGCCACGUCAAUGGACUGGUGGACAAAUCCGGCAAACGGACUACAUCUCCCAGCAGUGAUACCGACUUGUUGGACAGAUCAGCCAGCAAAACUGAACUCAAGGCCAUUGCCCACGCCCGGAUCCUGGAGAGGAGAGCCAGCCGGCCUGGCACGCCCACAUCCAACGCCAGCACAGAGACCCCCACCUCUGAGCAGAAUGAUGUCGACGAGGACAUCAUUGACGUGGACGAGGAGCCAGUGGCAGCUGAGCCGGACUAUGUGCAGCCCCAGCUAAGGCGGCCCUUUGAGCUGCUGAUCGCUGCCGCCAUGGAGCGGAACCCCACCCAAUUUCAGUUGCCCAAUGAACUGACUUGUACCACUGCACUACCAGGUUCUAGCAAGAGGAGAAGAAAGGAGGAAACCACGGGAAAAAAUGUUAAGAAGACACAGCAUGAGUUAGAUCACAAUGGUCUUGUUCCCUUACCAGUCAAAGUAUGCUUCACAUGUAACAGGAGCUGCCGUGUGGCCCCUCUCAUCCAGUGUGACUAUUGCCCCCUCCUGUUCCACAUGGACUGCCUCGAGCCACCGCUCACUGCCAUGCCCCUGGGCAGAUGGAUGUGUCCGAAUCACAUCGAACAUGUGGUGCUGAACCAGAAGAAUAUGACGCUGAGCAAUCGGUGCCAGGUGUUUGACCGUUUCCAGGACACCAUUUCGCAGCAUGUGGUCAAAGUGGACUUCCUGAACCGAAUCCACAAGAAGCACCCUCCUAACCGCCGAGUGCUCCAGUCAGUCAAAAGAAGAAGCUUGAAGGUUCCCGAUGCUAUAAAAUCUCAGUACCAGUUUCCACCCCCUCUCAUUGCACCCGCGGCCAUUCGGGAUGGGGAGCUGAUCUGCAACGGGAUCCCCGAGGAAUCACAGACGCACCUUUUGAACUCUGAGCACUUAGCCACCCAGGCAGAGCAGCAAGAGUGGCUCUGUAGUGUUGUUGCGCUCCAGUGCAGCAUAUUGAAACAUUUAUCUGCUAAGCAGAUGCCUUCGCAUUGGGACUCUGAACAGACAGAGAAGGCUGAUAUUAAGCCUGUUAUUGUGACUGACAGCUCAAUCACCACCUCCCUGCAAACAGCUGACAAGGCACCUACACCUUCCCACUGCCCCUUAUCCUGCCCCUCGGGGAUUAGCUCCCAGAACUCCCUGAGCUGCUCUCCACCCCACCAGCCCCCAGCCCUAGAGGACAUCAGCUGCAGUUCCUGUGCGGAAAAAUCCAAGAAAGCCCCCUGCGGGACUGCCAACGGGCCAGUGAGCACAGAGGUGAAAGCCAAUGGCCCACACCUCUACAGCAACCCCACCGAUUCCACGGACCCCCGGCGACUUCCAGGCGCCAACACCCCCUUACCAGGCCUCUCCCACCGGCAAGGCUGGCCCCGGCCCCUCACGCCACCAGCGGCUGGGGGGCUUCAGAACCACACCGUCGGCAUCAUUGUGAAGACAGAGAAUGCCACUGGCCCCAGCUCUUGCCCCCAGAGGAGUUUGGUUCCUGUCCCAAGCCUGCCCCCUUCCAUUCCCAGCUCUUGUGCCAGCAUCGAGAACACCAGCACUUUGCAAAGAAAGACUGUCCAAUCACAGAUAGGACCUCCAUUGACAGAUUCAAGGCCACUGGGCUCACCCCCAAAUGCCACCCGGGUGCUCACUCCCCCCCAAGCAGCAGGAGAUGGUAUCUUGGCCACAGGAGCCAACCAACGAUUCUGCUCACCAGCGCCAUCAUCAGAUGGCAAGGUCAGCCCCGGCACGUUAUCCAUAGGAAGCGCUUUAACCGUACCCUCUUUCCCAGCCAACUCUACUGCCAUGGUGGACCUCACCAACUCAUUGCGAGCAUUUAUGGAUGUCAAUGGAGAAAUCGAGAUAAAUAUGCUGGACGAGAAGCUGAUCAAGUUUCUGGCCUUGCAGAGAAUACAUCAGCUUUUCCCCUCCCGGGUCCAAGCUUCACCGGGCAGUGUCGGGGCACAUCCGCUGGCUUCUGGAGGGCACCACACAGAAGGUGCGCACGCACACCCCUGCCGCCGCAGCCCACCGUCAGAUCUCCCCUGUGCAUUGCAAAGAAAGGAAGUACAGGCCCGAGCUGUGUUCUACCCUCUCUUGGGUUUGGGAGGAGCUGUGAACAUGUGCUAUCGAACCCUCUACAUCGGGACAGGAGCUGACAUGGACGUGUGCCUUACAAACUAUGGUCACUGUAACUACGUGUCUGGGAAACACGCCUGCAUAUUCUAUGAUGAGAAUACCAAACAUUAUGAGCUGUUAAACUACAGUGAGCACGGGACAACGGUGGACAAUGUGCUGUAUUCAUGUGACUUCUCUGAGAAGACCCCGCCAACCCCCCCAAGCAGUAUUGUUGCCAAAGUGCAGAGUGUCAUCAGGCGCCGCCGGCACCAGAAACAGGAUGAAGAGCCAAGUGAGGAGGCAGCCAUGAUGAGCUCCCAGGCCCAGGGGCCACAGCGGAGACCCUGCAACUGCAAAGCCAGCAGCUCGAGCUUGAUUGGGGGCAGUGGGGCCGGCUGGGAGGGCACGGCCUUACUGCACCACGGCAGCUACAUCAAGCUGGGGUGCCUGCAGUUUGUGUUCAGCAUCACUGAGUUUGCGACCAAACAGCCCAAAGGCGAUGCUGGCCUGCUGCAGGAUGGGGUCUUGGCCGAGAAGCUGUCUCUCAAGCCCCACCAGGGCCCCGUGCUGCGUUCCAACUCUGUUCCCUAGGACUGGCGGCUACCCCGUCGCCCGCCCGUCCGCCCGACCCGAGACUCCUGCAAUGCAAAAAUGUACACAAACCAAGCCCGGGUUUUUUCUAUACUCCACCGGAAACCCUCCAACUACAAUCUUUGCAUGAAAUGAAGAAAACCUUUUGACUGUUUUUUAAAGAUCCUUUUUCUUUUCUCAAGUUCUAGGGGGCAUUUGCACAUAUAUUUGUACUCGACAUUUCAUGGGAAAGCGGCAGACCCGAGCUGAGGAACAGCGUGGGCAGGGAGGGGAAGGCCGAUGGUCUGGACACCUCCUCCAACACCAAACCGUUCCCCACCCGCCUCCUGCUCCCUCCCCCUCGCCCGCCGUUGUAAAAUAAUCAGAAACUUGUUCUAUUUUGUGGCAGUGACAAUAGUUUUAUAUUAAAAGAAAAAAAUACAGUUUUCAUACAGCAAAAUCUAUACAAUAUCAUUGUUUUAUUUAAUAUAAAGAUCGCUACCCACCCGACUUCCGUGGUUCCCACCCUCCGAGUUAUUUUCCCUUUCUGCAGCGGUUGCACUACAGGUAGCUACUGUGUAUUAUGGACAAAUGAGAAAUGAAUUCUUUUUCUGGCUGUCCAUCUAUUUUAUUUCAAAUAAGGAAAAGUGUAUUUGGAUUUUGUGUAAAUACAUCUAGUGAUGACAUUUUUUCAAUGUUUUUAAAAACUGUACAGUACUACAUGUGGUAGAGCGUUUUCUUCAAAUUGUCUAUUGUAGCAAAGACGUUUUUGUCGUAAACCUGUUUCGUCUCCUUUUUUUGUUCUCUUGCCACUUCUCUCCUGUUCCUCCCACCCCUGGCUCCCUCCUCUCCCCUUCCCCCAACCCCAAGUAGUACCAAUGUACAUAGUAAUUGUAAUGUUUUAGACUUUACAGAAACUUUCCUGUAUUCUGUAUAUAAAAAAACAAAAAUACUUCAACUUA